GUCGAAGCCGGAGAUCGAUGCUUACCUGGAAGAGAAGCAGAAAAGAGCAGCCAAACACGAAGCCAAGGUGGAGGCCUCCAAGCUGGAAGCCAAGACGGAAGCCAAGCUCGAGGAGAAAAUCGAAGCGAAGGAGGAGGAUGACAAGCAGGUUAAUGGAAAGAAAGCCAAGUUGGCGCUGCCCGUG
Symbiodinium sp. CCMP2456 is the source of this 184-nucleotide messenger RNA. Lineage: Eukaryota; Dinophyceae; Suessiales; Symbiodiniaceae. The record is from the annotation of a GenBank genome assembly.